AUGGGGGAAAAGAACGGCGGCAGCAGCAGCCGCAGCAGCAGCAGAAGCAACAACAGGAAUAACAGCGCGAGAAGCCGGAGCAGCUUUUCCCCCGCUACCAGCAUGGCCAGCCGGUUCCGCAGCUACCUCCGCACUGUCCUCUCCGUCGUAGCAAUCUCGAUCAUCGGCUUGCACCUCUCACGCGGAAGCUUCGUGCAUGGCUACAGUCUCCCACGGGCGGCUGCGAAUAAACUGGUGCCGCUCGAGGCACACAUCAUAAGCAAAUGCCCCGACACAAAGGCUGCCCUUCACCUUCUCAUCCUCCCCGUCAUGAAACGCGUUCAUCACAUGGUCGACUUUAAGCUCAACUACAUUGGAAAGCCCGCGGCCGGUGGUCGCGUCACGUGCAAACACGGCCAAGAUGAGUGCAAGGGAAACAUCAUCGAGCUCUGCGCCCGCGAACUCUACCCCGACCCCUUGAUCAAUCUCGAGUUCAUCAAUUGCCUCAGCCAGGACUUCAUGCGGAUCCCCCAGGACGCCCUCGUCGAGAGAUGCGCGGUAGAGCACGGCAUCGACGUUGCUCGCCUCAAAAACUGCGCGAUAGGCAACGGAGGCGCCCACGGGCUCGAGCUCCUGCGGGAGAGCGUCAAGCGGACGGCCGAGACCUGGGGCAUAUUUUGUGUUUUUUUACGCCGGUGCUGA
This is a messenger RNA of Drechmeria coniospora, 681 nucleotides long. RefSeq names its product gamma interferon inducible lysosomal thiol reductase. Bases 1 to 681 code for a protein of 226 amino acids. NCBI's taxonomy places the organism in Eukaryota, Fungi, Ascomycota, Sordariomycetes, Hypocreales, Ophiocordycipitaceae. The record is from RefSeq and is a predicted model, not a curated record. Gene Ontology annotation, molecular function: oxidoreductase activity, acting on a sulfur group of donors, disulfide as acceptor. The transcript has 4 exons.